Molecule: messenger RNA, 1217 nt
Organism: Glycine soja
Lineage: Eukaryota; Viridiplantae; Streptophyta; Magnoliopsida; Fabales; Fabaceae
Product: protein RKD5-like
Exons: 3
Coding region: 93-1028 (311 amino acids)
Molecular function (GO): DNA-binding transcription factor activity
Source: RefSeq, a predicted model, not a curated record
UUUCCUUUUCCCCAAAUUUAUAAAUACACACUCUUUUACAGAGAGACGCGCAUUCCCCACACCCUCUUUCAGUUCUCUCAGUCGUUUCCGAUAUGGGCUUUGUCUUUGUCUCUGACCGCGAUUUUCCCAAUCUUGACAACGUUCCUCAUACCUUCACCUCAUCUUUUUCCUUUGCUCAACUAAACCACACUCACAAAAUAAUGGAGGUUUCACCAUUGGAGGGUUUCUCCGAACUUGAUUGGUGGACACCGCAGUUGCCAUAUUCAAGCAACCACCUUUGCUUCAAUGAGUUCCCGGAUUUGGAAAAUCUGGACCUCGAUUUCAGCCUCCCAUCCCUUGGUGAACAUUUGGAGGAGGUGGACCAAAAGCCCUCGAACAUUGUUGUUCCCGAAGGGCUUCGUUGCAAUCAUGAAAAGGUUUUUGGGGAUGCUUUAUUGGCCACUGAACAUGUUUCUGCCACUUGUGUGAAGAAAGAGCAGGUGCUGAAUAAUAUUGAUCAGAGUCCAUUGCCAGUGCUUCUAGCUAGUAACAGCACUACGAGGAAGAAGCCUUGUGCUUUGGAAUUUGAGGAAGCUUCAUUCGCGAUUCAAAAUCAAAAUGGGUCAGCCACUGCGAGUUAUUUGAAGAAAGAGGAGGUGCAGAACAUUAUUCAUCAGAGGCCAUUGCCAGUGUCCAGUAGCAGCAAGAAGAGGACGUGUGUGUUAGAGUUUGAUGAGAUAAAGAAGCAUUUUGGGGUUCCCAUAACUGAAGCAGCGAAGAGAUUGAAUGUGGGACUAACCAUGUUGAAAAGAAGGUGCAGGGAGCUCAGCAUCACGAGGUGGCCACAUAGGAAACUCAAGAGCUUGCAAUUACUCAUCGACAAUGUUAAAGAAAUGGGUUUGGAAGACGAGGUUCCAAGGUUGGAGCGACAAAAAAGGUUGUUGGAAAAAUUACCAGGACUGGAACUAAGUGAAGAAGCCAAGAAGCUGAGGCAAGCUUGCUUUAAAGCUAAUUACAAGAAGAGAAGGUGUAUGGCACUCCAAGCUUGACUUUCGUGCUUAUUGCCUGGAAUGUGCGCGUGAAACAUCAUAAAAGACAUAGGAGUAAACAGAAAUUAGAAAAACCAUAUAAAAUGGGAUUGGAAUUAAAGGACUCUAGUAGGUAUAUCUUACUAUCUUGGGUUUAUAUUAUAUUGUGUAUUAGGAAACUAAUUUGACUGCACAACACAUGUUAUUACG